This is a messenger RNA of Clarias gariepinus (North African catfish), 1964 nucleotides long. RefSeq names its product serpin peptidase inhibitor, clade F (alpha-2 antiplasmin, pigment epithelium derived factor), member 1 (gene serpinf1). Bases 113 to 1342 code for a protein of 409 amino acids. The transcript has 8 exons. Gene Ontology annotation, biological process: negative regulation of angiogenesis; negative regulation of endopeptidase activity. The record is from RefSeq and is a predicted model, not a curated record. Gene Ontology annotation, molecular function: serine-type endopeptidase inhibitor activity. Lineage: Eukaryota; Metazoa; Chordata; Actinopteri; Siluriformes; Clariidae.
CUUUUUCAGUGAAUCGCGACAGGGCUGCAGCGAGGAGGACAGCGGCGGCUCCUGAAGCAGGCAGAAACACUGCGAUACAGCGGGCAAAAAGCAUUUCUUCAUAUCUUUCAUAAUGAUGAAGAUCAUCUUUCUGCCAUGCUUAUUGGGUCUUCUCUCUCUUUCCCUUGCUCAACAGUCUGACACCGAGGAAGGUGGAGCUGAGGAUGAGGUGGUCGACCUCUUCACUACACCUCGCACUAAACUUGGUGCUGCAACCUCAGACUUUGGUUACAAUCUGUUUCGGGCGCUGACUGCCCGUGACCCUGCGGCCAGCAUCCUCCUGUCACCCAUGAGCAUCUCAGCUGUCUUUACACAACUCUCCAUGGGAGCAUCUGAGCGCACAGUGAGGCAGCUGAACCGUGUCCUGCGCUACCACAACCUGAAUGACCCGCAGCUUCACGACACUCUCAAAGACCUCCUGGCUUACCUCCGCGCCCCCGCCAAGGGCUUCAACUCUGCAGAGCGCCUUCUCAUGGGGAAGAGACUCCGCCCUAACUUGGAAUACCUCAAUAGUGUACAGAAACAGUAUGGGGAACGUCCCCAAAUUCUCAUGGGUGGGCCUCGGGAGAUCAAGCCUAUUAAUGAUUGGUUCAAACAGCACACAGGGGGAAAAGUGGACCGUGUUCUUGGAGCUGCUCUUCCACGUAAUCCUUCAGUGGUACCUGUGGGAGCAGCCUAUUUUAAAGGAAAAUGGAAGACCAGGUUCAGCCAGGCUGAUAAGAAGGAGGAGUUCCAGUUGGAUGGACAGUCUCCAGCUACCAUUUCCAUGAUGAAACAGGAUCAUUACCCAGUAACGAUGGGCAUCGACUCAGACCUUGCUUGCACGAUAGCACAAAUCCCCAUGGAGGAUGGAGUAAGCAUGUACUUUUUCCUGCCGGAUGAUGUAACUAAGAACUUGACUCUGAUCGAGGAAGCGCUGACAGCCGAGUUUGUGCAAGACCUGGCUAACACUCUCCACCCAGUACAGGUUCAACUCACACUACCAGUACUCAAACUGGGAUACAGCACCGAGCUCUUGGGUCCGCUCUCUGACAUAGGGUUGUCCGAUUGGGUCAAUGACCCAGAACUUACCAAAAUCACAUCUCAGCCGGUGAAGCUGACCACAGUCCGUCACAAGGUUGCCAUGGAGACAGCCCCAGAGGGCAGCCAGUACCCCAGCACCGCCUCGGCUCAAAAUGGUCAAUCACUGGGGCUUUCUUACCAUGUGAACCGCCCCUUCAUCUUCUUGGUUCGUGAUGAGCUAUCAGGCGCGCUCCUGUUCAUCGGAAAGGUACUCAACCCACGUGACCUGGCGAGCGCAUGAAAACGGCAUACAUGCAUGCGCACAGAUUGGUAAUGAUAUAUGUCAGUGUACUACAGAGCUGCAGGCUUCUAUACUAACAUCAGGCUUACGAUUGAACUCCUUCAAAGCUCCCCAAAAAAAUACUAGUGCGCACAUCUAUUUUUUAACCUGUCCACAGUGCAUGAAUAGCCACAGGUUAAUAUGUAAAGCUUAUUCAAGAAACAGAGAUACAAUCCGAUUACUUCACAAUGUCUUUAUCAUCAAUGCCAAAGCUACGGAUAUGCACAACGUCCAAAAAAGUUCAAUCUUCAGAUGAUCUUGAUGAGUGGAUUUGUGUUCUAGGUUUUAUGUGUUUAUUUGUAACAGCCAUAUGUGCAUAAAACUGCAGAAUACUUUAAUGCUCAUGGAUCACCAGACAUCUUUGCAAGAGAUUUCAAACAUGUCAGAUGAACAGUGCAUUUAAAUAGUAGCUUCUUAAUAGAAAGUAUUUGGAUUCUGUAUUUAAGUACUUUGCUAAUUAUUGUCAGUUAAAUGUAAGGCAUGCAUGACUUCUUUUUAUCAGUUGGCCAUUGUGUUUGUAUAUUUACCAGCAGAAAUAAUCUGAAUUUGUAUAGUAAGAUAAAUAAAAAAAAAUUACAAAACA